AUACCCCUUCAACUCUUAAAUGGUCAUGGAGACCAGAGAACAUGGACAACUUCCUUUUGAAAGGAAAAGGAGAAUCUACACAGACACAACUAUUUGAUCAGAAAGUAGUAACCAAUGACCAAAGUGAUUAUCUAUGGUACAUGACUACUGUUAAGUUUAAAAAACGAGAUCUAUUUUUGGGUAAAAGCAUGUCUCUUCGCGUCAACAGUACUGCUCAUGCCCUUCACGCUUUUGUCAAUGGAAAACAUAUUGGUAAUCAACACGCUGAGAAUGGAAAAUUUAACUAUGUAUUUGAGAAAGAUGUGAAGUUUAAGUCUGGUCGUAAUGUCAUUGCUCUUCUUAGCAUAACUGUGGGACUUGCCAACUAUGGUGCUUUUUUUGAAAGUAAGCCAGCUGGAAUCACUGGACCCAUUUUUAUUACUGGAAGAAAUGGUGAUGAAACUAUAGUUAAGGACUUGUCUGCUCAUAAAUGGAGCUAUAAAACCGGUUUAAAUGGGUUUGAGAACCAAUUCUUUAGAACGGAAUCAAUGUCUAAAUGGUCAGUUGAAAGUGUACCGUUUAACCGAAGCAUGACUUGGUAUAAGGCUACAUUCAAGGCUCCCUUGGGAAAUGAUCCUGUUGUUGUCGAUCUUAUGGGACUUGGAAAAGGUACAGCUUGGGUUAAUGGAAACAACAUUGGACGUUUUUGGCCGGCAUUCAUUUCAAGCGAAAAUGGUUGUGAUGCAAAAUGUAAUUAUAGAGGAGCUUAUCAUGCUGAAAAAUGUCUAACCAAUUGUGGAGAACCCACACAAAGAUGGUACCAUGUUCCUCGUUCUUUCUUAAAUGGAGAAGGAGAUAACACACUAGUUUUGUUUGAGGAGAUGGGAGGAAAUCCAUCGCUUGUCAGUUUCCAAACUACUAGAGUGGGAAGUGUAUGUGCUAACGUCUAUGAGAAUAAAAUUAUUGAGCUUUCAUGCGAUAGAAAACCCAUUUCUGCCGUCAAAUUUGCAUCAUUUGGUAACCCAUAUGGCAAUUGUGGAUCUUUUGAAAAAGGAACUUGUGAAUCAAGUAACAACACAGUUGAUAUUCUCACACAAGAAUGUGUUGGAAAAGAGAAGUGUUCCAUUGAUGUCUCUACGAAAAAGUUUGGAGAACCAGAUUGCAGUGGUGCUGCUAGAAAGCUCGCUGUCGAAGUUAUCUGCUAA
Messenger RNA from Brassica oleracea var. oleracea, 1184 nucleotides. Its product is annotated as beta-galactosidase 15-like. Gene Ontology annotation, molecular function: beta-galactosidase activity; carbohydrate binding. Bases 42 to 1184 code for a protein of 380 amino acids. Gene Ontology annotation, cellular component: cell wall; vacuole. The transcript has 5 exons. The record is from RefSeq and is a predicted model, not a curated record. NCBI's taxonomy places the organism in Eukaryota, Viridiplantae, Streptophyta, Magnoliopsida, Brassicales, Brassicaceae. Gene Ontology annotation, biological process: carbohydrate metabolic process.